Molecule: messenger RNA, 2727 nt
Organism: Scomber japonicus (chub mackerel)
Lineage: Eukaryota; Metazoa; Chordata; Actinopteri; Scombriformes; Scombridae
Product: extracellular calcium-sensing receptor-like
Exons: 11
Coding region: 1-2727 (908 amino acids)
Biological process (GO): G protein-coupled receptor signaling pathway
Cellular component (GO): membrane
Molecular function (GO): G protein-coupled receptor activity
Source: RefSeq, a predicted model, not a curated record
AUGUCUUGGUUUCACUGGCUCCUCACUCAGUGGGUUCCCUUGCUGCUGCUUCUCAAUGUGCUGGGCAGACAGACAGGGCUGCAGGUGGUAAAGGCGAUACUGUGUUCUCGGUGGGGUACACCGAGCAACAAGGGCCUCUCCCAGGAAGGAGAUGUGAUUAUCGGUGGACUCCUUAAUCUGUAUUACGUACCCUCAGCUUUGGAGCAGGGCUUCACCAAACUGCCACAGUAUAAACCUUGCACUGGUUUAGAUCUACUAGCAUUAAAAUAUGUGUAUGCUAUGACGUUUGCGGUGGAUGAAAUCAACCGUAACACCACCCUGCUACCAGGAGUGAAGCUGGGCUACCGUAUACUUGAUAGCUGUAGCCGAUACCCCUGGGCUAUGCAAGCUGCACUGUCACUGGUUGGAGGAGACACACACAGCUGCAACUUAACAGCCUCUAUGUCUCAAUCUGCAGCUCAUGAACAACUUGGAGAAAAAACAGGUGGUCAGCCUGUUGCGCUGCUCAUUGGUGCUGCCACAUCCUCAACAGCCAUAAUACAGUCAAGGAUCCUGGGGCCUCUCUCUAUAAGCUACUUAGCGAGCUGCCCCUGUCUUAGUGACAGGCUCAAGUUUCCUAACUUCUUCAGAACAAUCCCCAGUGAUACUUACCAAGCCCGAGCCAUCGCACGACUGGCCAUACGCUUCAACUGGACUUGGAUUGGGGCAGUUAUAGAAAAUAAUGAUUAUGGUCAAGGGGCAAUACAGAUAUUUCAGGAAGAGAUUCGAGGGAAAGGGGUGUGUUUGGAAUUCAUAGAGACUUUCAGCAGAGAAACUAUUGAACGUGAUGCCAGACAUGCAGCAAACACAAUUCAAGCUUCGACUGCAAGGGUGAUUCUGAUUUUUUGCUGGUAUAUAGAUGUAAAGAAACUAUUUCUUGAACUGGCCAAGAGAAAUGUGACUGACAGACAAUUUCUGGCCAGUGAGGCUUGGAGCACCAGCAGUGAUCUUCUCCAAGAUCUUACCAUUUCUGAGGUGGCAAAUGGAGUUCUUGGUGUGGCCAUUCGAAGUUCGACUAUACCUGGAUUUGAAAAUUAUCUCAAAACUUUGCACCCAAAUCAUCGUCCCAACGAUGAAUUCUUAAGAUAUUUUUGGGAAAAAGAGUUUUCAUGCAGCCCUGGAGCUACACAGUCACAUGCAACACCUUCCUCCUCAUAUUCUUCUUCACCACUGAAAACAAGGUUUGACUAUCCAUCAAAUGUUUCCUCUUCAUCCCCUGAAAAGAGGUCCCUUCAGAAAGACUCACUACCAACCUGCAAUGGGACAGAGUCCCUGGAGGGCAUGCAGCAUGUCUUUACUGACACCUCCCAGUUAAGAGUGGCAUAUAAUGUCUACCUUGCUGUUUAUGCAGCGGCCCACGCCCUUCACAGCCUUCUUUCCUGCCCCAACAGAGAUAACCCUCAUAGAAACAACAGUUCCAUUUGCUCCUCUCCAAAACAUGUCACACCCAUAGAGCUGUUACAGCACUUGAACAAAGUGAACGUCACCACUCCACAGGGAGAAAUGUUUUAUUUCCAAGGGGCUGACAUUCCAGCCAUGUAUGACCUGGUCAACUGGCAGACAACUCCUGAGGGGCCAUUAAAAUUGGUUUUGGUUGGUCGUGUAGAUGAGUUUGAUCUGCACCUUAAUGAGUCAGCUAUUCAGUGGAGCACAGGAUCCAGUCAGGUGCCAAUUUCAGUGUGCAGUGAGAGCUGCCCACCAGGUACCCGAAAGGCCAACAGGAAAGGGGAACCUGUCUGCUGCUUUGAUUGUAUCCCAUGUGCUGAAGGAGAGAUUAGUAAUAAAACGGGUUCCCUUCACUGUGAGCGUUGUCCAUCAGAGUUUUGGUCCAAUGCUAACCAAACUGCCUGCAUCCUUCGCCAGCUGGACUUUCUUUCCUUUAAUGAGACCUUGGGCAUUACUCUGACUACAGCAGCUGUGUCUGGUGUUUUUGUGACAAUAAUUGUCUUUGUGAUUUUUCUGUCAUACCGUCAAACACCCAUGGUACGAGCCAACAAUUCAGAACUGAGCUUCCUUCUUCUUCUGUCGCUGAAACUCUGCUUCCUGUGCUCACUGGUGUUCAUUGGUCGUCCAUCAGCCUGGUCUUGUCGUUUCCAGCAAGCAGCAUUUGGGAUCAGCUUUGUACUUUGUGUUUCUUGCCUCCUGGUCAAGACCUUAGUGGUUCUGGCUGUUUUCCGCUCAGCUCGACCUGGUGCUGAAGCCUUGAUGAAGUGGUUUGGUCCAGGCCAACAGAGAGGAAGUGUCUUCCUCUUCACCUGUAUACAGGUUAUCAUCUGUGUCAUAUGGCUGUCCCUCAGUCCCCCUGUGCCCCAAAGUGAUCUGGGUUUUCAAGGAUCAAAGGUCACCCUGGAGUGUGCCAUGACCUCUGUGGUGGGCUUCUCUGUGGUUCUGGGUUACAUUGGGCUGCUUGCAUGCACCUGCCUCAUCUUGGCCUUUCUUGCAAGGAAACUCCCCGAUAACUUUAAUGAGGCCAAACUGAUCACUUUCAGCAUGCUGAUCUUCUGUGCUGUCUGGGUGGCAUUUGUUCCUGCUUAUAUUAGUUCUCCUGGGAAAUAUGUAGUCGCUGUGGAGAUUUUUGCAAUCCUGGCCUCAAGCUAUGGAUUAUUGUUCUGUAUUUUUGCCCCCAAAUGUUUCAUCAUUCUUUUGAGGCCUGAGAAAAACACUAAAAAACACCUGAUGGCAAGAUAA